Messenger RNA from Pecten maximus, 4191 nucleotides. RefSeq lists its product as uncharacterized. The coding region runs from base 393 to 1079 and encodes 228 amino acids. The record is from RefSeq and is a predicted model, not a curated record. The transcript is spliced from 6 exons. NCBI's taxonomy places the organism in Eukaryota, Metazoa, Mollusca, Bivalvia, Pectinida, Pectinidae.
AACAAAAUAGAAUACAGUAGUCUUACAGUGGAUCUGGGUAAAAGAUACAGUAGUUUAUGUACAUUACAACGGCCAGGAUUACAUUGGCCUGAAUGACGAACAGGAAAACAUCUUAGUACAGCCCUACUUGUAAACUUCCAUGUGUGUAUGGUUUUACUCAGUAGACUGUGGGUGUCUAAUUUUAGACAAUCGUCGUAAUAUAUGGCCGAUAGAUUUAUUGACGUAAACAUUGUAUAUCCGGAUAUGUGAUUUUAUUGCUUCCAUGCACCCGACCUGUUCCACCACCGGGUAUGGUACGUAUACUAUAAUUGUGCAUGCCGCGGCAUUUAAAAUCAGUAAUGAACGAAAAUAGACUAUAAACAACCGGGACGCUUGUCACACAGAAAUGACGAAUGGACACCACGAAUAUUAACCUUGAGGAGCGUCCUAGUCAUCGACUGGAAGUCAGAGACAGGGCAGCUCUGGUCAAUUUCCGAGAAGGUCCCUAUAUAUGUCACAACACCUUGGUAACUCACGCGGAAUUCCUGAAGGCAGCCAAUGACGCCAAAGAACCACGUGUAUUCCGGGUACUUCCGGUGGGCGGCGCGAACAGCAAUAUCGGCGACGUGUUUGCCCUUGUCACGUGGUAUUUCUUGUGUGUCUAUUCCUGCUGUGUCAUCCCAAUUGCCUGUUACUGUGAAAAUACAGUUAUAAAUAUCGUCAAUACCACAGUUUCGUGUGUCCUGCUUAUGUAUCACAUCACUGCUAUAUAUGCAAUCACCAAAAACAGAAAGAAGGUCAGGCGGAUGCUGUGUUUGGCAGAGACAACCGCGGAUAGAUAUCAGGGUUACCAAAAUUACUUUUUUGACGUUAGAUCCAACAACACUGAACAGCUUUCUUUUCUAAAUCUGAAGCAUAGGAGAAAACUUCAACAGGAAAUCGUUAUACGUCAAGGAAAAGGUAUGGUGGUGAUGCUUUGUACAAAGUCGUACUGGAGGAGUCGCAUUAUCUACCCCAUUGUGUGCCUUUCUGUCCUCAGUGUCCUCAGUCUCAUUGGUGUUAUCGUCCAACUGGAAACCAUGAAGCGCAUCAGUGGUUGAUAGACAUGUCCAUAAACCCACGUCGUACUUAACAGAGACAAUGGCGUUGGUACGCUUUAUUGUUUAGAAGGAAAUUUUUCUAUUAUCUUUGCAAAUGGAAACAUUCAUAAGGAAUCACUUAGAUAAACACACGAAAAGCCAACACUUUGUAGACUGAUGAAAUUAGUACGUGAUUUUGAUAUUAAUUCUAUUAAACAGGACCUUUGUCUACGAACUCAUGAUCUGAUUGGUUGAUUUGUUAAACCACUAUUCUGUAUGAGAACAAUGUCUGUAUAUUCUUUAUAUAAAAUGGUGCUAUAUCUGUGUGUAUACACACAAUAAUGUAUAUGUACUUACGGUGCCUCUUGAUUGAUUUUUUCCUUGUAUUCUAGACUUGUAUUUUUCUAAUGGGAGAGAUGUAAAUAUAUAUCAGUUAAAUGACAUACCUCCAGUAUAAAAAAGAUAUAAACAUUAUGUCAACAUUUCGAUCAUAAUAUUGAUAACUUAGCAUGAAAUGUAGCACUGAGCACAGAGCUGUCGAUAUGUUGAUACAAUGAAUAUUGGAAUAAUGAUCUACGUUAUGAUACUGAAGACAUAAUUUUUAUGACCUAAAACAUCCAUGUAUGCUCCCAUAUGUUCAUGUUAACACCACCAGUCACACACACUACUGUACCAUACUGGUUUGUUAUGUCAUGUUAACACCAGUCACACACACUACUGUACCAGACUGGUUUGUUAUGUCAUGUUAACACCAGUCACACACACUACUGUACCAGACUGGUUUGUUAUGUCAUGUUAACACCAGUCACACACACUACUGUACCAGACUGGUUUGUUAUGUCAUGUUAACACCAGUCACACACACUACUGUACCAGACUGGUUUGUUAUGUCAUGUUAACACCAGUCACACACACUACUGUACCAGACUGGUUUGUUCUGUCAUGUUAACACCAGUCACACACACUACUGUACCAGACUGGUUUGUUAUGUCAUGUUAACACCAGUCACACACACUACUGUACCAGACUGGUUUGUUCUGUCAUGUUAACACCAGUCACACACUACUGUACCAGACUGGUUUGUUCUGUCAUGUUAACACCAGUCACACACACUACUGUACCAGACUGGUUUGUUAUGACAUGUUAACACCAGUCACACACACUACUGUACCAUACUGGUUUGUUCUGUCAUAUUAACACCAGUCACACACUACUGUACCAGACUGGUUUGUUCUGUCAUGUUAACACCAGUCACACACUACUGUACCAGACUGGUUUGUUCUGUCAUGUUAACACCAGUCACACACACUACUGUACCAGACUGGUUUGUUAUGUCAUGUUAACACCAGUCACACACACUACUGUGCCAGACUGGUUUGUUAUGUCAUGUUAACACCAGUCACACACACUACUGUACCAUACUGGUUUGUUAUGUCAUGUUAACACCAGACACACACACUACUGUACCAGACUGGUUUGUUCUGUCAUGUUAACACCAGUCACACACACUACUGUACCAGACUGGUUUGUUCUGUCAUGUUAACACCAGUCACACACACUACUGUACCAGUCUGGUUUGUUAUGUCAUGUUAACACCAGUCACACACUACUGUACCAGACUGGUUUGUUAUGUCAUGUUAACACCAGUCACACACACUACUGUACCAGACUGGUUUGUUAUGUCAUGUUAACACCAGUCACACACUACUGUACCAGACUGGUUUGUUAUGUCAUGUUAACACCAGUCACACACACUACUGUACCAGACUGGUUUGUUAUGACAUGUUAACACCAGUCACACACACUACUGUACCAUACUGGUUUGUUCUGUCAUAUUAACACCAGUCACACACUACUGUACCAGACUGGUUUGUUAUGUCAUGUUAACACCAGUCACACACACUACUGUACCAGACUGGUUUGUUAUGUCAUAUUAACACCAGUCACACACACUACUGUACCAGACUGGUUUGUUAUGUCAUGUUAACACCAGUCACACACACUACUGUACCAGACUGGUUUGUUCUGUCAUGUUAACACCAGUCACACACACUACUGUACCAGACUGGUUUGUUAUGUCAUGUUAACACCAGUCACACACACUACUGUACCAUACUGGUUUGUUCUGUCAUGUUAACACCAGUCACACACUACUGUACCAGACUGAUUUGUUCUGUCAUGUUAACACCAGUCACACACACUACUGUACCAGACUGGUUUGUUCUGUCAUGUUAACACCAGUCACACACUACUGUACCAGACUGGUUUGUUCUGUCAUGUUAACACCAGUCACACACACUACUGUACCAUACUGGUUUGUUCUGUCAUGUUAACACCAGUCACACACACUACUGUACCAUACUGGUUUGUUCUGUCAUGUUAACACCAGUCACACACUACUGUACCAGACUGAUUUGUUCUGUCAUGUUAACACCAGUCACACACACUACUGUACCAUACUGGUUUGUUCUGUCAUGUUAACACCAGUCACACACACUACUGUACCAGACUGGUUUGUUCUGUCAUGUUAACACCAGUCACACACACUACUGUACCAGACUGGUUUGUUAUGUCAUGUUAACACCAGUCACACACACUACUGUACCAGACUGGUUUGUUAUGUCAUGUUAACACCAGUCACACACUACUGUACCAGUCUGGUUUGUUAUGUCAUGUUAACACCAGUCACACACACUACUGUACCAGACUGGUUUGUUCUGUCAUGUUAACACCAGUCACACACACUACUGUACCAGACUGGUUUGUUAUGUCAUGUUAACACCAGUCACACACACUACUGUACCAGACUGGUUUGUUCUGUCAUGUUAACACCAGUCACACACACUACUGUACCAGACUGGUUUGUUCUGUCAUGUUAACACCAGUCACACACACUACUGUACCAGACUGGUUUGUUCUGUCAUGUUAACACCAGUCACACACACUACUGUACCAGACUGGUUUGUUAUGUCAUGUUAACACCAGUCACACACACUACUGUACCAGUCUGGUUUGUUCUGUCAUGUUAACACCAGUCACACACUACUGUACCAGACUGGUUUGUUCUGUCAUGUUAACACCAGUCACACACACUACUGUACCAGACUGGUUUGUUCUGUCAUGUUAACAACAG